AUGGCGAACAUGCUCAUCCUUACAGGCAUGGCCACAAUCCUCGCCGCCAGCACUGUCAUCAUAGUCACCUCUGUCAGCCUCAGCCCCGCGCGCAUCCACUUCUCCAUCACCGACGCCAACGGUGCGAACAGCACCGUGGACGGAAUGGCCGGGGUGUCCUUCAACUUCAACCUCACCGUCGGCAACCCCAGCCAUCGCGCAGGGGUGGAGUAUAAGGACGUCAUCGUGAACCUGCAGCUCGCCCGUAAGCGCGUGAAGAGGAAAUCAGUGCCGGCGACGGUGAAUGAAUCCAUGCCGCUGAGCCAGCGGCCCAACCGCCCCAUAUCCAUGGCCGUCGCAGCGUUCGUGGAGCAGGACUUGUUAGAUCUCUACUUGAAGAAGGUGCACUACAGAGACCAUCCUACGUUGACAAUCAUUGUCACAGCACUGGUCCAUUUCAAGGUUGGGGUGACCUACACCAGACUCUACGACAUUACUAUCUCCUGCCCGCCCGUCGACUUCUUCGACGUCUUCCAGGACGGCAGCGUGAUAAACAUUUUCCCGAAGGGCAACAUCAAUUGCUCUGCCUGA
Molecule: messenger RNA, 570 nt
Organism: Triticum turgidum subsp. durum (durum wheat)
Lineage: Eukaryota; Viridiplantae; Streptophyta; Magnoliopsida; Poales; Poaceae
Source: the annotation of a GenBank genome assembly